Molecule: messenger RNA, 1757 nt
Organism: Boleophthalmus pectinirostris (great blue-spotted mudskipper)
Lineage: Eukaryota; Metazoa; Chordata; Actinopteri; Gobiiformes; Gobiidae
Product: lymphocyte activation gene 3 protein
Exons: 9
Coding region: 226-1572 (448 amino acids)
Biological process (GO): interleukin-15-mediated signaling pathway; positive regulation of ERK1 and ERK2 cascade; T cell activation
Cellular component (GO): external side of plasma membrane; membrane raft
Molecular function (GO): protein tyrosine kinase binding; MHC class II protein binding
Source: RefSeq, a predicted model, not a curated record
AAGACAAAAAGAAAUCUUGAGGCGCAUGUGAAACUUCAUCGAGUGAGAGAUUAGCAUGGCGGUGUCACUCCUCUGGCCCGUUUGCAUGUGAGGGGGGCUUUCCUCGGCUUCUACAGUGGACCACAAAAUUGGACCACAAAUUCAGAUCGAAGUGAAGGAAAGGCACAGCUGGCACGUGUAUGUAGAAAUUGUGAGAAUAAAGAGGUUUUUGCUGAAGUUGGGUCUAUGGCUGUUCUGCCCUGUACCCUGCCCCCCCAAAGAGUGUCUCCAGCAGUUACAUGGAGCAACAGCAAAGGCUCAAUUUGGAAGAUGCAGAGCGGCGGCAUGCGUUUCUAUAGUGCGAGUUGGGGGUCUCGUGUCAAAUGCCCUCACAAGCAGUUCCACGAGGGGGACUACAGUCUCCAGAUCUUCAGCGUGAGGGAGGAGGACGCAGGCUUUUACACCUGCACUCUGGAGACGAACAACAAGAGGACCACGACUGUCACGGUCACUCUCAGGAUUAUUAAAGUGUCAAUUUCACCUCCCGUUCCUCUCAUGGGUCAGAACGUGUUCAUUCAGUGCAGUGUCAGUGAAGGCGAGGUGAUGAGGCUAAGUGGAGCAACGAAGCGCUGGAUGUUAAACGGACGACCGUAUGAGCCACAGGACUCGAGCAUCGCCAGAAGAAUCAAACGAGAUCAGAACAUGGCACUGAGGAUAAAAGGUGAAGAGACGAUGAGCGGAAACUGGACCUGUGUGGUUAACUCCAAGGACGGAGAGGGGAGAGCGAGCGCACUUUUGGAUGUGAAAGGCAUUAUCCAACCUCCGAGCGACAACGCACAGGUUUAUGCAGCUGUGGGCUCUGCAGUCACACUCCCCUGUGUCUUUUCCGACGGACUAACCCCCUCCAAUGCAUUCUGGGAAAGAUUAGAGAAUAAAACCACCUCCAAACCCUUGACGCUCCCUCCCUCCUUCUCUGCCCCUUCACCCUCUCUCUCUUCGGGGGACAAAACUGCUGCCGUAAAUGAAGUGAGCUUCGAGGACGCGGGUCAGUACAGGUGCUCUGCCUCCGUCCUGGGACUGAAGACACAGCGGAGACUGCAGCUGGUCACUGCCAAAGUUGAGGUGGAGAUUUUGUCAAAGGAAGCUGUCGAACUGACGUGCCGACUCAGCGACCCGAGCGCCGUCACAAAAUACAAGUGGAUCUACACGACCUUUGACCUGAACGGGACCGAGUUCACCGCCUCGGUCCAAACAGGUCAGAGGGUCACUGUGAGCCAAACAUCAGGAGGACAGUGGACGUGUCUCUUUUACGGACAACAAGGACUUCUGGGAAAUGUAACGCACCACAUUCACAACAUGGAGGGACAGUGGGGCAAGAGGUCUGUCCGUGUUUCCCAUAAUGCCGUUCUCCUCCUGGUUGGACUGACUCUGCUCGUGCUCAUUCUUCUCUUCGUCCUUAUUCAGAUGUACAGAAACUACCAGAGGCGUAACAAGGCCUUCCAGUUUCUCGCCCUGGAGAGCGUCCUUCACAACAACUCACUGGAGCGAGAGCUGGACGAAAGAAGCAAACAAAGAUGCCGAUCUACAAAAUAAACCUGCCUGUGUCUUUAUAUAUUAUAUGUGAGAAAUUUGCACAAAGAUGUAUUGUAAAUGUUGUAAUAUUGUUUCAUAGUUUUAUAAUGAAGUUACUAUAUCCUGCUGUUAAUAGGCUUAAAACUAAACCCUGUACAUAUAAUUUUUUUUGUAAGAUAAUGAUUGUAAUAAAGUAAAAACAAUUA